Molecule: messenger RNA, 2544 nt
Organism: Nematocida major
Lineage: Eukaryota; Fungi; Microsporidia
Product: transcription initiation factor TFIID subunit 1
Exons: 1
Coding region: 1-2544 (847 amino acids)
Biological process (GO): RNA polymerase II preinitiation complex assembly; transcription by RNA polymerase II
Cellular component (GO): transcription factor TFIID complex
Molecular function (GO): RNA polymerase II general transcription initiation factor binding; RNA polymerase II general transcription initiation factor activity; TBP-class protein binding
Source: RefSeq, a predicted model, not a curated record
AUGAAACAUGCAAAACACUCGUUUGCUCAGACAACGCCUGCGCUGCCGUAUGAGUAUAAGCUCAGGCGGUACAAACCCAGAAAAAUCAGAAAAGAAGAAGUCAAGGAGGUCGAUGAAAUAGAGAAAUUUGCAAGUUGCACUGCAGGAAGAAAGCAGGACGACAAAGAGACCAUGCACUCGCACAGCGUGGCGUUUCGGAGGCACAUACGAAGGAAGGAUCUGGAAUUGAAGAUAAAGAAAACCGCUUUGGAGGCAGACGGAGUAAAAGAGCCGCCUGCCCCUUGCCACUUUGAGGUUGUGCCUGUUAAGGAGACCUCCGAAGACACGGUGUAUACAUUUGAUGUUGUCCCCUGGGAGAAGAACAUUGACAACAUAAAGGAGGACAGAGAGGCAGAGGGCAAGCUCCUGCUGGACCACAACUACGACAUCAUGCAGUGGGAGCAGAGAGUGAUAUACGACGACUCAACAGUGAACAUGCAGAAGCUGGACACGCAUUUGGUAAUCGAUGCGAACGACCGGAAUCUUCUUUUCGACAUAGUGGACAAGGAGGUUUCAAAAGAGAAAAAACCCAAAAAGAAAAGACACCAUUUGAGGCUGCUUGCAGGGAAGUACAACAUAUCCGGGGACAAGAACUACAUAGAAUCAAACGAGACGCUUAAAAGCGCGCUGGGAAUACAGGGCGUGCAGCACUCAAUACCGGCCCUGAAGCUGGCACCAGAGCUGUACAAGACGUACCUGAGCAAGGAGGAGCUGAGGUUCUUCCACAGGCCGCCGCUGCACAUGGCCCCGGGAACAGAGAUCAAGUUCGUUCCUUUGAUAGAAAGCGUUGCCAAGCCGUCUUCCAUUCUCAAGAAGAAGAAAGAGCUGACGCUCCGGGACACUGCCGACUUUGUGCUUCUUGAAUACUCGGAGGAAAUUCCUCCGUUGAUCAUCAAGACGGGAAUGGCCAGCAUUAUAACCACGUUCUACCGGAAAAGCACGUCCAAGGACACGCCAACGCACGAGCCUGAUGUGGGAGGAAUGACUGUUUUAGAGCCCAAGGAUCCGUCUCCGUUUUUAUUCAUAGGAGACGUCCAGCCGGGGGAGAGCAUAUCCGGAAUCGUGAACAACUUGUACAAGGCGCCUAUUGUGUUCCACAAGAGCAAGGACCUGGUGGCUAUCCGGACAAAGGGAGAGAAGCCGGCGUAUUACAUCCGGCCAAUCGACAGUGUCGGGUGCGUGGGGCAGACGCUUCCUUUGGACGAAGCCUUCAGCCCGCACUCGAGAAGGCACAACGUGUUUUGCAAAAACAGAAUGAAAGUGGCUGCGUACAGGCUUUUCUAUGAGAAGGGAAACAAAGAGAGAAAAAUGUUUAUAUACCAGCUGGACGAGAUGUUCCCGCACUUCAGCGAGGGAAGCAAGAGGAAGUGGCUGAAAGAGUACUCUGAGUGCAUAAAGAAGGGAAAGGACAACUUGUGGGUUUUGAAGCCGUCUGCGUCCCUUCUGAGCGAGGAGGAUCUGCGGAGGCUUGUGACGCCGGAAAAGGUCUGCCAGUACGAGAGCAUGCUGGCGGAGGAGAGACGGCUGAAGGACGCAGGAAUUGUGCUGGCGUCGGCGGAGGAGGAGGCCGGAGAAGAGGAAGAGCUGAAGCAGACUGUGUGGAACUGCACCAGAAACUUCGUGAAUGCAACCGCUGGAAAGGGGAUUCUGGAGAUUUCGGGGUCAGGCGACCCCACGGGAAUAGGCGAAGGCUUCAGCUUCGUAAGAGCCAAGAGAAAGGAAAAGGAGACAGAAGACGAGGGCGAGAAAAAAACCACGGUGGAGCAGAUGCAGGGAUACAAGGACGAAAUAAAGAAGAUCUGGGACAUGCAGAUGCACGCGCUUAGAAACACCAACCCCCCCGAGCCCCCAGCGUACGAGAAGGUGGAGCACGUGGAGAAGGUCAAGAAAGUCGUUCCCGAGGCAAAGCCGUAUAAGAUACUGACAAUCACAAGAACUGUUGUAAGGGGGGAGAAAAAGACGCAGGAGACCGAGGUAGUCACGGACUCGCGGAUUAUUGAGGCAUACAUGAAAGCCAGGAAGAAGCAGUCAAAAGAGGACACGCGGACUUCUCUGCGGUGCGGGUCUUGCGGGCAGAUAGGGCACAUGAAAACAAACAAGUCGUGCAAGAACUACCAAGGAAAGCCUGCAGAGAAAAAAGAAAAGAGAAAAAGCCCGCGGCUGCUUCUGAGCGAGAUUAUACAGGGCGUUUUAAAGGAGCUUUUUGCUGUUCCCUUUUCCAUAGCCUUCCACCGGCCGGUCUCUCUGAAGAAGUUCCCGAAUUACUUGAGCUUCAUUCCAAAUCCAAUUGAUUUGUCCACAAUGAAGACAAAGGCAAGAUCCGGCGACUACAGAACGUACAGCGCAUUUAUUAAAGACAUGCAGCUUAUGAACAGCAACUGCAGUACGUACAACGGGCCCGGACAUUCUCUGACUAAAAUAUCGGAGGAAAUGCUGGAAAUAGCGACAGCUGCGUACAGCAAGAACCAGGAGGCAAUUGAAGCGCUGGAAAAGACGAGUGAAUGA